This is a messenger RNA of Ruditapes philippinarum (Manila clam), 2338 nucleotides long. Its product is annotated as homeobox protein slou-like. Gene Ontology annotation, biological process: cell differentiation; regulation of transcription by RNA polymerase II. Gene Ontology annotation, cellular component: nucleus. Lineage: Eukaryota; Metazoa; Mollusca; Bivalvia; Venerida; Veneridae. The record is from RefSeq and is a predicted model, not a curated record. The transcript is spliced from 2 exons. The coding region runs from base 193 to 1194 and encodes 333 amino acids. Gene Ontology annotation, molecular function: DNA-binding transcription factor activity, RNA polymerase II-specific; RNA polymerase II cis-regulatory region sequence-specific DNA binding.
GCGCAGAUGGUUAAAGUACAGCCCAUUAAUAGUGUAUUUGAUACGCGUAAUGUAAAACAAAUUUAGGCUACUUUAACAAUUGCUACGUGAUACUUUUUUGUUUUAUAAAAUUUUGCAAAAUUUCAUAAAGCAUAUAAACAAUUACUUCAUCAAAUACAAUGUAAACAGAUGCUGUAUGAACAAUAAAACAGUAUGGGUGAACACACUAAGUUGGAUAAAUCUAUAACCGAUUCAAAUGGACUUAAAUGUGAUUAUAGAAAGGGCAUUAUUAACAUGUACAAACAACAUUUUGACGAAAAGCAUUUGAACGGCGAGAAGUCAGAGGCCGAAGAUUUGCUCGAAUCUUCCGAAACGUCCUCAAAACUGUUCGAAUCAAAGAAAACAGAAGAAUGUGUAAAAGGUCCUAACGAUGACACUAAUCGUAGAGAAAUUGCUGCCAAUGACAACGCUGUCCACCGAGAACAAAACAACAGAUCUCCGGUUUUAGCAAAUACAACAUCGUUUUCAGUUUCAGACAUUUUAGAUCCAAAAAAGUUCACAGGAUCCACGAAAAAUGGCGGGAGUAAUAGUCACAAAGCACGUGUUAUCCACCCAUGGCUUAGUAGAAAAGACAAUGAUGCUGACGAGCUUGAAGACGAAAGGUUGAGGGAAGAUUUAGAAUGUGACCUUGACUCAAGUUGUGACCAUGAUCAUCACGGAGAUGAUAUAGAUGGCGCUUGUAGUGAAGUAAGUGACAUGGACACAGCAGACGGCAACGAAAUGAAAGGAAAGUUAUCUGACUCCUCAAAACAUGGCAAACCUCGCCGGGCACGGACAGCGUUCACGUACGAACAGUUGGUAGCGUUAGAAAACAAAUUUAAAACAACACGAUAUCUCUCUGUAUGUGAGAGAUUGAACCUUGCGUUAGCAUUAAAUCUAACAGAAACUCAAGUUAAAAUUUGGUUCCAAAACAGAAGAACAAAAUGGAAGAAGCAGAAUCCUGGAAUGGAUGUUAACAGUCCAACACUUCCGCCAUCAACCGGAAGUUUGGCAUCACUGACCUCCCCUUAUUCUGGUUUAUUUUACGGACAGGCUUUGCAUCCAUAUUUGUCGGCACCACAUCUAAGUGGGGCUCUUGGAUUAUUAAAAGCACAUCCAGCAUACCUUGACCAGAAACACCCACUAUAUUAUUCAUAUCUAUCCCAGUCGAGAUAACAACAGCACUAUCAAUUCAUCCAUAAAAUGUGAAAUUUCGGAUAUAACACUAUAUUCGGAUAAGUGAUAUUAAUUAUUUUCAUGUAAAGAAACGUGUAAGAUAUGCCAAUUGCAAAAGAAAACUAACAGACAUUUAUCAAUGCCAUAUUUGUGUUUUUUCCUGUGUAUUAUUUUUGCUUUCUGAAGUUAAGAUAUCUUAGUAAUUUUGAAUAGAUAAUUUAACUUAUUCAAUAGUGUCUUCCAUUUUGCACGUGUAUAUAUCAAGAUUGUGGACUAUGUGGUUACAUUGUUUUCACUUAUAGCCUGACGCACGUGCUGUAUUAAUUUCUUCCUUGAAAUAACUACAUUUUGUUUUAUUACAUAAUACACUAUGAUUAUUUAUACUAUUUUAUCACACAGGAGAUGUAUUAUAUUAAUACCAUCUGUUUUGAAUUCAAAAUUUAACUGACUGAUGGCGUCUCGUUCGAUUUUCUUCGCCGGUAAAAUGGAAAAGAACAUGUCAUAUGAUAAUCAUUAAACCAUUAAACUGUUUAAAUUUAUUUCCUUAAUUGAUAUCAAAAUACCGUUCUAUUGGCCUUUAAGGUCGAUAAUUAAUAUUUAAAGACUUCUGUUGAAAAUGUUCUAAUGAAUCGCAAUCUAGUAAUGAAAAAUAGGCUUUUAUAAUUCAUGUAUUUUCACAAGAGUUGAUUAAUUUCAGAUAAUUUGGUUGCAAAAGACUUUUUUUGUAAGUUUGCGUUUUUAUUACGUAGGGUAACCAUUAUUAUUUUAAAAAUUGAUUUUUUAUUUGUUUAAUUCAAAGCAAGGGCUUCAAUCAUUAUUAGACAGAUGUUUUUAUUUCUUUCAAUAAAUAAAACCAUAAACAAAUCAAUAUUUAAUAGUGGAUAAAAAAAUUGAUUAAGCGACGCUCUUCAAGACUGACCUUGCACCAUCUUGUACAAAAUCUAAUGAUCUGUUUUAAAUGUCGAUCACUGCGCAUGCUCAACUUCCGGUAAACGACAUUAAGGCAAUUGGAUUUCGUUUUUUAUUAAACGGCUUAAUUUAGAAAACGAGUACCAAAAUGAUUUGUUAUUGAGAGUAUUUGUAUAUUUGUUAUUGUAACUGUUUACAAAAUUUACCAGCUGUAAAAUAUAUUUGUCUAAAACCG